AUGACACACAUCCUAAACUACGCAUUGGACUGGAUGUUUGAAGAGAGACUCUGUAAAUACGGUAGUAGAAUGUCAGUCAAUGCAUUAUACAGAAUAUUCAAUGCGCAUGAUAUUAGGGUCAAUGAACUAAAUCCAGUGAAGGCAGGCCACUGCAUUUCAGAAGGAUCGAAGGCAAUGGCAAAAGUGGCAAGAAACAUCCUGAAUGACAUUCCAUCAAAGGCGGUGCACCUGAUCUGCGACUGUACCGUGAUCUACUUUGCAGACCAAUCAGGGAACAAGGUCUGUUUUAUUACGUUUCUGAUUGGAUCGGCAUUGCUUACGCUAUUUAAGAUCUAUAUGAUAUACAGGAGUAUGAAAUACGUCAGAAAGAUAUCACUAGCAGCAGUAGAAAGAGACAAGCUGUUUCAGGAGGCACUAGAUAGGGCUGAUAUUGUAAAGGGGUAUUGUGUAGAACGAGAAUUCAUCAAAAGAAUACAGAAGUCAAACAAGUUGUGGGUCAGAAACAGGAAGCCGUACAAGUUGCACAUAUUUUCAGGCGACUUCUUCUACAAAACAUUCACCGUGCUAUUCCGGCUGAUAGUUUGCAUGGUAUUCAUCACACACUCAAAUGGUGCCAGUGCAAUAAGAAUAGCAAUGUUGAUCAAGAUACUGAUGGACACAGUCAAGACACUUGAGAAGUCAAGUGAGAUGGUGACGAAGAUGGUUGAGUCUGUUGCUGAGGCAGAGCAGAUCAUGGGAUACCUGUAUCUGACUCAGGAGGAUGUGAGUAGGAAGUUCAUUCCAAGGGACUUCUGUGACAAGCUGGAGAUACGAAACAUCAGAUACGCGGUAUCUGGUGGGAAGAAUGUGAUAUUUGAUGGGGCCAAUAUGGUAAUCAGGGCUGGAGAGAAGGCUGCCCUAUUUGGGAAGAAUGGAACUGGUAAAUCCAGCCUAUUCAAAAUUAUUCUAAAUCAGGUGGAAUUUGGUGGAAGCGUAUUGUACGAUGAGAUCAAGAAUGUGGACAUCAGUAGAGUGGCACUGCACUCAUUGACCACCUUCGUGCCACAGAAUACGGUGCUGAUGGAUGGAACAAUACUGUACAACAUACAGAUGCACAAUGACGUAUCAUAUGAGGAAGUGAUUGAGAUAUGUAGAGAGAUGAAUAUUCAUGAUACAAUAUGUAAAUUCCCAGAUGGGUACAACACAGAGGUGGGUGAAGGAGGCAGGUGGCUGAAUGGUGGCCUCAAACAGAAGAUAUUCUAUGCCAGGGCAUUCUUAAGGAAGUCGCCCAUAUUCCUGUUUGAUGAGCCAACAAACAACCUGGAUCACGAGCAUGCGAGCCAGUUCAUAGAAUACAUUCUUGAAUCAGAGAAGCACAAGAACAGCACUAUCAUCGUGAUAUGUCACGAGGCAGAGUACGUUACUCGAUUUCCAUGUCAAUAUAAGUUAGAAAAUAGAAAAGUGAUUAAAGUUAAGUGA
Messenger RNA from Enterospora canceri, 1458 nucleotides. The record is from the annotation of a GenBank genome assembly. Lineage: Eukaryota; Fungi; Microsporidia; Enterocytozoonidae.